AUGACUGACUUGUCUAGUUCCAAUUCCCCCGUCACCGCGACUUGCGCUUUAUGGAUGGCCUCCUCCGAAGUUGACCAGAAGGCCCUGGGCAAUUUUGCGGCCGCCAUGAGCCAUGAAAGCCCAUAUCUCUCGACAAUGCUAUACAAAGUACUCGGGGUGUCGGUCAUGUUAUCGAAAAAGCUGCUUCGGGCCCGCAAGCUUCGGCGGCUAGAUACAACACGCGAAACAAGAUCCCUCCAGCUGUACCACCACAUCUUAUGGCUCUCCCGCGAGGGCCUGCUAAUAUUAGAAGGUGCAAUUCUACCAAAAGUGGACAUGUCGGUGGAGCUGAAAGUCCUCUCCUACAAACUGCGCGCCUCAUUUUACCACAUUUUCGUAUUAUUCCACAAUCGCCCCGUCGUCCAAAAUGAUACCGAGCCUCCAGCUCGCUUCAAGCAUGACUCAAUAUACGGCCCAGACUCUCUCACAGCUCUGGGCGCAGCCGACCCUCUCCAUCCCAAAUCUCUCUUCACCUCUCGGCCCCCAGGCCUAUCGCCUGUUCAGCCCGUCCAGCCACCUCAACCAGCCUCCUCCUUUCUCCUCCCUCCCCUGGACUACACUGCCACAGCAACCGCCUGCUUCAACCAUGCCGCAGCUCUCUCCGACAAGCUUCUCCCGGGCUCCCAUCCCCUCCGCCUAUCCGUCAAGCUCGAAUACGCCGCCUUCCUCUACGACUGCCUGCAAGACCCGAUAGCCUGUCGCCGCCUGGCCAAGCAAGCAAUCGCAGAUGUCUACAAUGCCCAAGAAGGCAUGGACGACGAAGCCUUUGAAGACGCAGCCGAGAUCGUCGGCGUACUAGGCAAGAUGGUCAAGCGCGGCGGCAAACCGGGCAGCAGUACCGCCGCCAGCAGCGUAUCACGCGGUGGUCAGUCUCGGAGUCAAAGUAGAAGCAGUCGCAGUCCCAGUCAUCUCGAUACGAGUGUGCCUACCACAGUUUCUCCCGUUCCAGUUACGAAAUCCACGCCUGCUCCUCCCUCGGUCUCGGGAAUGGAGCCCGCAGUUCCCAAUGCGAACAUGAUGAAUCCGAUUUAA
Messenger RNA from Penicillium nucicola, 1071 nucleotides. It is a transcript of the gene erg27, whose product is annotated as protein erg27. Lineage: Eukaryota; Fungi; Ascomycota; Eurotiomycetes; Eurotiales; Aspergillaceae. Bases 1 to 1071 code for a protein of 356 amino acids. Gene Ontology annotation, cellular component: cytoplasm. The record is from RefSeq and is a predicted model, not a curated record. The transcript has a single exon. Gene Ontology annotation, biological process: signal transduction.